CGUCAUUGUCCACGUCAAGUCUCUUUUUUUGCUACAUACACUCAUGCCUGACGACUGGGGUCGCGACUCACCUCCUGAUGCUUCGAGCGGAGUCCUUCUCGUCGCUGACUCUAUCACAAUCAACGCGUCUGUCGAAAAAGUCUGGUCAACCCUCCUGGAUUUCAAGUCGUACAAAGAAUGGAAUCCGUUUGUCCGCAACCAAACUAUCCUAGACGCGACCUCCCAAACACCACUCUCUGACCAAACGCCCACGCUCGGUGCAUUUGUCUUAAUCAAACCAGUUCAUAUUCCAGCAACGUUUGACUCGUCUACUCUCUGGCCGUGGCAAAAAUCCUCCGUACGCGCGACGAUAACUCACAUUGACCAUGAAAACCACCGCAUUGCGUGGAGAAUGACUGGCGUACCAACGUUUUUGCUUGAUGCUGAGAGGUGGCAGACGGUUAGGAGGAGAGAUGAUGGGGAAACGGAGUAUGCGACGUAUGAGGUCUUUCGAGGGUGGUUGGCUUAUGUGGUCAGGUUGUUGGUAGCGCCGGGUUUGAAGAAAGCGGUUCGGGCUAUGGCGCAGGGGUUGAAGGUGAAGGCCGAAGCCCAGUAGGAGGUGUCACGUUGGGGCAGUGGUCUCGUUUUAUCAUCGAAUGUCUUCAAAGGACAAGGUUUAUAUCUCUUGAAUGUGAAACCUAUCGUACAUAUCUGAAGGCGCGUCAGACCCCUUCAAACCCUGGGGUAAACAUCCGCGAGUUUGUAACGUCAACAAGUACGGGGAGAGCCACAAAGUUAGAGUCCGCACGGCAGCACUUUGCGACUAUGAAGAGAAUUGGGGCCGACCCGUUGAACGCGUCUCGUGCAGGCAUGUCGUCAAUACUGCCUGCUUCAUUUUCACCGAACUCCAUAAUUGGUCCCACCGUGACUUCAAGGCGUCAGCAAGCACAACUGUCGUUUCUACGUUUCGUGAUGGAUUGUUCGAUGAUGCCGCCUCCUCUCAGACCCUUUGGGCUUUAACGUAUUGUCAGGCAUUACCGACGUCUUGCAGGGUGUAGGUCCAUAUCGUACUUCAUAUCACAGUUCAUAAAUACACUCACUUCAGAUACUUAAUCUCCGUUCGUCGGAAAUAGGAGACUUGCGAUGACCCAAGGUUCGGCGGUUUCCAUUCCAAUAUGUUCGGGUUGGCGUUAUAGAAUGAUUUUUUCGAUGAGGG
This is a messenger RNA of Marasmius oreades (fairy-ring Marasmius), 1195 nucleotides long. RefSeq lists its product as uncharacterized. The record is from RefSeq and is a predicted model, not a curated record. Bases 44 to 595 code for a protein of 183 amino acids. The transcript is spliced from 4 exons. NCBI's taxonomy places the organism in Eukaryota, Fungi, Basidiomycota, Agaricomycetes, Agaricales, Marasmiaceae.